Messenger RNA from Fusarium coffeatum, 933 nucleotides. RefSeq lists its product as uncharacterized. The record is from RefSeq and is a predicted model, not a curated record. NCBI's taxonomy places the organism in Eukaryota, Fungi, Ascomycota, Sordariomycetes, Hypocreales, Nectriaceae. The coding region runs from base 1 to 933 and encodes 310 amino acids. The transcript has a single exon.
AUGCCAAAGGACUGGACCCAUGGUGACAUCAAACUCGUUAUCAUAACUCACUGGGAACCAACCGGUGACCAUCUCUCGGCGAAGCGACAGCGCGAACCCCAUACACAAGUCCACAUCGCUGCUCUCAUAUGCGGACGAGGAGAGAAUGGACUCAUAUCCAACAAACUUGCACAGAAGCUACUUGGAACCAACGGGAAAAAGACGACCGAGUUUCCUCCAGUCGUCUCGAUCUCCUGGACGUUCGAUGGACCUAACCAGAACCUCGAGACCAGCCAAGUUCACAUCGUUCCCGGGCUAGAGCAGGACCUCAUCCUUGGAGACAACACUGACGAACUAUAUGAGAGUGUUCAUCUCAGUCCUCCAGAAGCACCAAUACCCUAUCAGUUCAAUACUAGAGAAGAUUUCGAAAAACACGGCAUUCUGCCUGUCAAUAAGACGUCUGAAGACAAGAUCAGACAACUGGUCAACCUUCAUCGCCCAAAAGCUCAAUCGCGCAUCAGCGGCUCCGAAGAUCCAAGUUCAGAGCUAGUGGAAAUUGAGAAACUAUCACUUGGUAGUCCUGUUUGUUCCUAUAGCGAUAGUAUGGGUAGCUCAGGUGGUGCCUAUUACAACGCCGCUGCACAUCUGCAACGCACUCACUUCGAGCCUGGCAGCUGGGACUGGGAAACUGUGUCUAUUGCUUCGCACGCGAACUCGACUGUCUCCAACUGGUCCCUUAUAGAUGAUAAAUCUGAAGAAAUGGGGAACCAGGAAGUGACACAACGGUACCAACAGAACGACUUUCAGGCGCAUCCGGGCCAUCGCUUCUGGGUCUGGGACCGCCAAAGACAACUCUGGCGUCGGAGAGGGCGUAGCGGGCUGGAUGAAAGGGAUUGGUUUAUCGAGCCGUCUCCCCCACAACAGUCAAUUGAGAGUAAGCAAUGCAUCUCUUGA